Messenger RNA from Neohortaea acidophila, 1090 nucleotides. Its product is annotated as cell-cycle control medial ring component. Bases 189 to 932 code for a protein of 247 amino acids. Lineage: Eukaryota; Fungi; Ascomycota; Dothideomycetes; Mycosphaerellales; Teratosphaeriaceae. Gene Ontology annotation, molecular function: protein binding. The transcript is spliced from 2 exons. The record is from RefSeq and is a predicted model, not a curated record.
AUCCAUCUCCUCCUUCAACAACCUAUUCCUCUUAUACCCAGCCACAUUCCACUCCGCAUCCACUCCAUCCCUCCACCGACGCGUCUAAAGGCGACUAUCCCCACACGCCCACCCUCACGCUGGCGUACUACACCGAGCCCGAAUCCCUCUACCACGAAUCCCUCUACACCGGCUUCGAAAAGGUCAUCAUGAGCGAAGUGACGUUCGCCAAAAGCUACCUCGCCACGCUCGACAAGCGGCCCAUCAAAUUGCCCGCAGACCAUGCCGCCGAUCCGCGGAAAUAUCCCAAUCAGAGUCCCUUCACUCUCCCCCGCCAGACACACCCCUACCCUAAACCCUCAGGCCCGACACCCAGCCAACUAGCGCAGACUCGCACCAUCACCGCCACGCUCAAACCGAUGCGCUCCACCAGCUCGAGCGAAAGCAUUAAACUCCCCAACAUCGCGCUCGACGCCACGAUCCACGAUCUGAAGCGGGAAUACGCACAGCAGAGCGGACUACCGAUUGAGAAGAUCAAAUUGCUGCUAAACAAGAAGCCGGCGGCGGAUUUGAAGACGCUGAAGGAGCUGGGCGUUGAGGGUGAUGUGGACUUUGGGGUGAUGGUGAUGGGUGGUGCAGGGGGAGCAGCUGGUGUUGCGGGCUCUGCGAGAUCGCCGUCUCCCGCUGUAGAAGAGAAGACGUCUUCGGUCCCUCAGCCAGCAGCGGCGACGGGAGAGGACAAGAUGGAUGUCGACUCCGGCCCGGGUAGCGAAAAGGCGCAGGCUGAGGCGGAGCACAACGGCACGGAUCCGGCGGAGGAGACGGCGCGGAGCAUUCUGCAGACGGAGGAGUUUUGGGCGGACUUGAAGGGCUUCCUUGCGCAGCGGCUGCGGGAUCAGGGGCAGAGUGAGAAGUUGUCGGCGCUAUUCAGAGAAGCGUGGGGAAAGCGAUAGUUGUAGCUACUGCUGGUACUUUGACGCGACGACACGAGUGUGCCGAUGGACGAGCAUCUCCGGUCAUUUAUCUUUGAAGCUCUCACCUCGGGGGGCGGUGGAAGGACGGGCAUCUAGUAGCCUUCAUCGGAAAGAAUCAAGGAAACGGUUUCAAUGCA